AUGAGGGGACUGAGCCACACGGAGCCCCCAGCAGUGCACGCCACUUCUCUCACAGCAGCCCUGCCAGUGCUGCUGCCCCCUUCCCCUGCUGCCGGAACCGUGGCUUCAGCUCUGCAGCAACAAGUGGCAUCCAGUGACAGCAUGCUGCGCUGCAUGAUGUAUGCUCUGAAGCCUUUUGAAAUGAAUGGUCUGCCCAAGAUGGUGCCUUUAAGUUUGCCUUAUGAAGACUUCAAAAAGGAUGUAUCAGACUAUAGGGAAAAGCCUAGGAUCCUCCAAAGGAUAAAAAAAGUUGACUUCUCAACUGUUGUCUUGACUGCUCCUUACAAAGCUGAACCACAUCUAGAAAUGAAUGGAAGAUGUGAAGAANUGAGGGGCAUUGACAGGGACUGGGGGACUGGGGAUCAGGAGUGAGGGGCACCUGCAGGGCUAUGAGUUGGGAAUGAGGGGCAACAGCAGGAAGGUGCCCCAUCUACCUUGUUGGCAGAUGACCAGAAGGAGUCCAAAGGUCGAGCGUCCACUGCAGACGGUGAUUUGGAACUGGAGGAAGGCUCAAAAACGCUUGUGUUGUUUUCACCUGGUGACUUGAAGAAAUCUCCUGUUACUGCAGACUUGGCUCCAGAAGUUGAUCUAGGGACUCUUGCUGCAUUAACACCUCAGAGUGAGCGGCCACAACCCAUGGGUAGUCAGCUGGAUGUAUCAGAGCCAGGGACCCUAUCCUCAGUCCUUAAAUCAGAACCAAAACCACCAGUUGCAGUGGCUACUACUUCCUCCCCAUUUACCAAAGUUGAGCGCACAUUUGUUCAUAUUGCUGAAAAGACCCACCUAAAUGUAAUGUCCAGUGGCCAGCUGGUGAGGCAGGAUGAUUACUGUCCUCCCAGCCAGUUUGAAGAGAUCAUCGAGGAAGAGCUGGAAGAAAAUCCUGUAUUGGUAGAAAACGGGACUUUGCAUUCUGGUUUACAAGGUGCAGAGACAGAGAGCAGUGCUUUCUCAGCUAAUCAUGUUGAAACAACCUCAGAGAUGACAGGAGAACAACCAUCACUUCCUAAUGGUGUAGUCAACCUUCAAGAGGAAUAUAUCGAACUCAAAGAUAAAGUGGAACUUGCACAGGAUUUGGAAGAAACUGGUAAACUUAUUUCUGAAGAGAUAGUCCUUGAAAAAACAAUUCCCAUAGCCGAGAACCUCCAUGAAGCACCAAAGCAAGGCCCCAGGAAGUUUCUGGGCUCCAGAUACAGAAGCCGGAUUCCUAUCUUGUUCUCAGAAGAGGACACUGGCUCAGAGCUUUCAGCCUCUCUCUCAGGCAAAGAAAGACUUUAUAAGAGGUCAAAACAUCCAGACUUAGCUCGCCUAGUGAUGGAGAAGAGGCAGAACCGUCUCCUCAGAUUGGCUUCUGGGACAUCCUCCUCAGCAUCCUCUAGUGAUGAGAGGCGCCGGGCCUCAGAGACCCUGUCAGCCACUGGCUCUGAAGAAGACAUGCAUGACUCUGAUGACUCCAUCCUAAGAAAAGCAGAGGAGGAGAAAGUUCCCUUUCUGGGUAGGGAAGAAAAAACCUUAAGCACGAAGAGCAGAAUCCCUCGCCCCAUUGCACCUGUGAAGACACCACCAAUGACAAUAAAGUUUUGUAGUCCAUCAGCAGUUGCACCACUAAUACCAAGGAGCUCCCCACUAGAUACUGCUCUCACAAGCAGGCUUCAUGCACAGGGACCAACUGGGAGUGUGUCCACUGACACCCGAACAAAGCAGAUGCAAAACUGGCCUCCUUCCUCACCAAGUCCUGCUCCUCCUCCCCUGCGAAGCAGCCCCAGGACAGCCAGCUGUGGUCCCCCUCAGAGUCCUGUCCUUCCCCCAAAAAAUCUCAGUGCUUCCCCCAAAAGCCAGGUGUCCAGAAAGGAAAGUCCUUCACCAUCUCGGCAGCAUAGGUCAGGGACUGCCAUUCAGCGAAUUCAACCUCCUCCCAGGUCCCAGCCCAGAGUCCAACCAGGGGGUCUGAAAGGAGAUGCUCCAACAUCCCAGGGCACAGCCAGAAAAGGACAAAGAGGGAAAACCCAGACUGAGAGUCCAGCAACCAAAGGAAGGCAAAUGUCUGUGGAAGGCAAGGCCACUGUCAGAUAAUGGUCUUCUGCUGCCAACCCUUCAGGCUUGGUAACUUUUACAUAUAGUAUACACUUGAGAUGCUGCAGCACAGCCUUACAUGCCAGAACCACAAGCGUAUAGCAAAUAGCUGUACUUCAGUACUUCACUCACUCUCAUGCCAUCGCGAUACAGCUCCUACGGGGCCUCUGAGCCAUGGAGUCUCUCACAGGGGGAUCAUCCAGGCCACAGCUCAUGCUUGCUAUUGCAAAGCACCAAGCAGUGACUCAGGCAGCCUGCCGAGUGCCUGACCCUCAUUUGUCCCUCUGUAGUAUCCUUUCUCGGUUAGCGAUAUCAGAGUCACCAAUACCAAGUGCUGAUACUUUAGCUUUUGAAACAGGUACAAAGAUUAUGGGAGCAGGUGCUACAUCCACCUGGAGGAGUGGGCUUCUGAACUGGAGGUGGCUCCAACCCAUCUUUGUGUUUCUCUGGGGAAGUGUUCCUCUCAUGCUGUGCUAUACCUGAUCAUUGACAGCAAUGGUUACAACCAAAUGUCUCAACAGCUAACCUGCUUCAGAGUAGCAUGAAUUGACCUCUGUCAUAAUGAGUCCAGAGGAGAGGAGUGGCCUGAAACUCGCUUCCAUUUCCAGGGAGUUCUAGCUGGCAAGUCAGAGAACCAGAUUGGAGAGGGUGUCCUUGGGGUGAAACCCUGCUGUAUGUGAUAAGCUCCCAGUUGCUCCAGUGUGUCCUACAGAAGAGGAAGCCUGGCACUGCUGCUCAAUGUCCCACCCCUAAAACAACACUUAUGUUGCUGCAGGUGGAUCAGUGAGGAGUAUUUGUGCUGAAGCAGACUGCAUUGACAGCUUGCAAGGGACCCAAGGGCUUCUGCUGACUGCCAUAAAGGGAUCAGAUUGCAACCAUCUUUGUAUUUAACACCAGGCUGUGACUUGGGGAGGCUACAGCCCCCAGCAUACAGC
Messenger RNA from Gavialis gangeticus (Gharial), 3044 nucleotides. Its product is annotated as tau-tubulin kinase 1-like. The record is from RefSeq and is a predicted model, not a curated record. NCBI's taxonomy places the organism in Eukaryota, Metazoa, Chordata, Crocodylia, Gavialidae. The transcript is spliced from 4 exons.